This is a messenger RNA of Cuculus canorus (common cuckoo), 2220 nucleotides long. RefSeq names its product C-X9-C motif containing 4 (gene CMC4). The transcript is spliced from 3 exons. Gene Ontology annotation, cellular component: mitochondrial intermembrane space. The coding region runs from base 150 to 377 and encodes 75 amino acids. The record is from RefSeq and is a predicted model, not a curated record. NCBI's taxonomy places the organism in Eukaryota, Metazoa, Chordata, Aves, Cuculiformes, Cuculidae.
AAUGAUUCUCUCUCCACUGAAAUGCAGCCACCUCUGAGGUGGAAGCAGUUAAACAACACACAGCCACAUCACACGAAAGUUUAGGACAGGCAGUGAAGAGGAGUAUUGUGUCCAAGUGAAACAUCAGAGGGAGUUCUAGUUCUCUGACCAUGUCCCAGAAGGAUCCCUGCCAGAAACAAGCCUGUGAAAUACAGAAAUGCUUGCAAGUGAACAACUACGUGGAGUCAAAGUGUGAAACUGUGCUUCAGGAAAUGCGGAAGUGCUGCGCCCGGUACCCCAAGGGCAGAUCCAUCUGUUGUUCAGGGUUUGAGAAAGAAGAAAGAGAGAGAGAAAAGGUUAAGUCGACUUCAGAAGGAAUUUCCCCACGACCUCAGUAACACAAUGCAGCUCCAGCUCCAGCAGGUGCCGGAGCACGGACUCACCUGCAGAGCUCGUGUGUGUUUUUUCAAGCCUUCUUUUAGACUUUCAGGAAAGCCAGAUCGCUCCUAGAACACACCGUCCGGCACACCAAAAAGUAUAACGCAGUACCAACAGAUGGCCUGGUUAACAGACUUAUUUUCUGUACCAAAACAUCAUCUACAUUGUCUUUGCAUCGCACCUGUGUCUGUGAAAAGUCAACUUGAUGUUUUUAGAAUGCUUACCUUACUCUAAUCCAUCCUUGCUCUCAAAAUGGAGAACUGGAACCAAAUUAUUCUGGCUUCUGGAGCGAGAGGUACAGGAAACGAGCUCAGAAGAGUGAGUGAGUUUAAGCAUGACACAUAAAACAAGCCCAUCUUAACACAGCAAAGAUAUUGCUGCCAUCAGUAGUUCCAGACAUUUGCCUGUCCAGUGGUUCAGGGUCAAGAAUGGGAAUCAGGUCUGGCAGUUGUUCCUAGGUCUUGCAUAGAUCAAGAGUGACUACAAGUCACUUUGCCCAAGUGCCUCACUUUCCCACUGGACAGACUUUUGGUUACUUUAUAUUUGAAUUGCCUACACGCUGCUAUUUGCAUGACAAAGAUGUUACAGAAACAUUCAGGGAUUGCUACAGGAAUAGGAUUUUUUUAAAAAAGCAAUAUUUGAUUGAAAGAUCUGACUGUUGAUAUAAAAUUUAUAAAUUUAUGUAUAAUUGAACACCUUUAAGCAAUAUGUUACAAACUCAGCGUGGUUCGACCCGCUGGUACCCAGUGGCCUGUCACAAAGCCCUGGGCUAGAUCCAAGAACUGAUUUAGGUGCUGCUUACAGACAAGCAGUUACAGGUACUCGCUUUCAACUUUCUCACUCUCAGCCGGCUGUGUCUGGACCCCAGGGAGAGAUGGCUUCUCAGAAGCUCUCACCCGUGCAGCAGAAUUUCCUGUGACCUGUAGGAAGAGCUUGGUAGACAGGUUCCUGCAUCACUCUUCAGAGUUGCUGAAGUCUCUCCGUCCCCUGUAGCAGGAGUCCAGGCACCUCAGUGGGUGCCGAGUCUACUACAGGGCCCAGGCACCUACACAUCAGACUUCAAACCCACUAGGCUCCUAACUCUGUCAUUAGAUCUAGCCGUAAAGGACUUCUGUGCUGUGAUCAACUACAACUUACUUAUGAAAUACAGCUUCUAUAAACAGAUCACUGUAGUCUAGGCACAAUAGUUAAAGUGUAUUGAAGCCUAGAAGAGCAAACCAUCUGUAUUCACUGCUCUGAAAUACCAUGAUACAAAAUAAAUGACUGGAACAAAUCAUCGUCUCUGGUUAUUGUUUACUGGGAAUACCACGUAGCUGCAAGCUGGGUAGCUUGGCUGCCACUCACAGUCCAGAGCUACAUGUGAUAUCAUCAUAUUUAAAUAGAAGCUGCUUGGUAUUUUUAUAACCAAGGCUCAAGAUCAUAAUAAUUCAGAGCUUGCCUUCCCCUCUUUCUCCCCCCAAAACUAAACCCCUCCAGACAAAAUAGGGGUUUUGCAUUCUUGAAAUGCAGGGGAAAGCGAUGCCCAUAUUGUGAAGCAGCCUCAACAAUGACAAAUAACUUGGUUUUCCCUUUUGCUCUAUGUGAACAGGAAUGGUGGAAAGUAAGUCACUAAACAGAUGAUUAAAAAAACACGCAGGCUUCUGUUGUGCCUAUGAGAAAAGGCCUCAUCUCCAUGCCCAUUUCUACUUGCUCAGCAGGGAGGCUCUGAAGCUGCGUUGGCAGAAUCACCUCCUGCCCCAGAAGCAUCCUACUCUUUGGGAAUGUCUGUGACUGGUGCCGAGAUCCCCAAGGAGUGGGGUUUAU